This is a messenger RNA of Paraglomus brasilianum, 1053 nucleotides long. NCBI's taxonomy places the organism in Eukaryota, Fungi, Glomeromycota, Glomeromycetes, Paraglomerales, Paraglomeraceae. The record is from the annotation of a GenBank genome assembly.
AUGAUACUAAGAGCAUUAAACCGACCACAAAUUAAGAAAUACAGCUUCAAUACCCAUGAUCCUCUCCGUUUUCUCUCUUUCCGCCACAUACGCACACUCAGGGUGCAAGGACAAACGCAAUACAAAAUAACACCGGCUCGCAUACCAGCCAAAAGACCCACGAUAUGGAAACCAUUUAUAUUUACUGUCACAGCUACAUCUUCAAUAUUCGCGUUGUCGAUAAUUCACUACACUGACACCAGAACAAAACUACUAAAAGAAAUCCAAUCAAUGGAUUUCACUUCACCAUUAGAUCUCAAGCGACAUGCAAUUCGCUCAUUGAAACAGUCGCUCGAUCGUCAAAUACAAAGAUUACACGAUUGGAAUGCUCCAGAAUGGCUAACAGAAAUUUACGCAUUUAUAUACACUGAAUGGUACUCUCACCCGCCAACAUUGCGAACUGUGAUGUCAUUAAUACUUGUCAACUCGGCUGUAUUUUCGCUAUGGCAAUUCCGUAGAUUACAGCCGUUCAUGAUGCGUCAUUUUACACACAAUCCGCUUUCGUCUCGAUCCUACACUCUUCUUACUAGUGCAUUUAGUCAUAAAGAUUUAUGGCAUUUUGCAGUAAAUAUGAUUGCGCUGUAUUCAUUUGGAGGUGCAGCCGCAGCGAGGAUGGGGAGUGACGAGUUUAUGGCGUUUUAUUUGUCGUCGGGAAUUUUAUCGUCCUUUGUGAGCCAUGCAGGCUCGAACAUAUUAAGACAUAGUCGGGGUAUUGUUCCAUCGUUGGGAGCAUCGGGCGCAAUAUAUGCUUGUUUGAGCGCGUGCGCGUGGUUUCACCCAAAUGCUUCGGUGUCAUUGUUGUUCCUGCCGUUCUUCGUUAUAAAAAUAGGGCAUGCUGUUCCUGCUCUAGUAUGCUUUGAUAUUGUAGGAGCAUUGGCAAAAUGGAGAGUAUUUGAUCACUUUGCACAUCUUGCAGGAGCAGCAAGUGGAAUUGUCUAUGUAUUAUACGGACACAAAUACAUUUGGCAGCACGGGAGCGAUUUAUGGUUAUCCAUACAUACACCCAGACGUUGA